AUGGCGGUUAGUCAGCAGCAACAACAGCAGCAGCAGGCCGUGAGCAAACCGGCCGGCGGGAAACAUGGUAACGUCUUGCCGUUAUGGGGCAACGAGAAGACGAUGAACCUCAACCCCAUGAUCCUGACAAACGUCCUGUCGUCGCCAUACUUCAAGGUGCAGCUGUACGAGCUCAAGACGUACCACGAGGUGGUGGACGAGAUAUACUUCAAGGUCGACCUCCUCUGCAUCGCACCUAUUUUGAGUCAUUGCAUAGAGUUGGACGUGAAGGCUGGAGGAGGGUGCGUAAUGACGGUCGGAGAGAUGCUCCGCUCCUUCCUGACCAAGCUGGAAUGGUUCUCAACGUUGUUCCCACGAAUUCCUGUUCCUGUUCAGAAAUCAAUCGACCAGCACAUGAAGGGCCGACCACGUAAACCCCCGCAGAAAGAUUCGCAGAAUGAAGAGGCGGCAGCCGAUUCAGGAAGGCAUGGAGAUAGGCGCCAUUCCAGGACACCUAGGAAAAGUCCCAGUCCCAAGAGAUCCCAAAAUCGUUCACGGAGUCGCAGCCAUCACAGAGAAAAACAAGGCGCCAAUUUCGACCGUGAACUGGAGAGAGAACGAGAUCGGCAGCGCAAAGAACGGGAGGGAAAGGACCGGGAUAGAGACAGAGAGCGGGAGAAGGACAGGGAGAGAGACCGAGAUAGACGACGCUCCAGAACACCAGACCGAACCAGGGAACGACGCCGGAGUCGCAGCGCCAGUCGAGAGAAGCGGAACGAGAGGAAAGACAGAGAGAAAGAAAAGGAGGCAGAGAAUGAGAGCGAGCAUAGUCGCAAGAAAGACAGAGAGCACCAUAAAGAUAGGGAGAGGUCCAAAGACAAGAGGAGUAAAGGAGAGGGGGAAGAGAGGCGGCACAAGGAAAAUAAGGAGGAAAGAAAGCACAGGGAAGAAAAGAGGAGUAAACGGUCAAGAAGCAGAGACCGGAAACACAAAACCGAGCGAUCUAGCAAGAAGCGCUCCCGCUCGGGCAGCAGGAGCAGGCAGGAAUCAGGGGAGGAGAAGAACAGGAAAAGGGAACGCAGCCAUAGUAAGGAACGCUCACACAAACGCAGUCGGAGCAAAGAGCACUCGCACCGACGAGAAUCCAGCAAUGGACGAGAACAUGUGAAACAAGAGCGUCCCAGUCCUGAAAAAGGAGAAAGAACAAACAGUUUUCGAGCAGAGUCUCCCUGAUCCAAGUCUGUCUCUAUCUCCCCCUCCUCCUCUCUCUCAAAUUCCCUCUGUACCUUUAUUCCAGUCCCUCUCUUAUUACUUCAUGUCUUUAUCUUUAAUCCUCUUGUGCACCACUUGUUGAAGAAAGCAUAUGGAAAAGCCUGGAUUUUUUUUCCUGCACUGUUAAUUGCCACUUGUGUAGAUACCAAAAAAUGUAAUUUUCUCUCAGUUGCCCAUUACAGAUGUCCAGACUGAAAAUGCCAUUUUAAAACUUUUUUUUUUAAUCCUCUUUCUCUCCCAAUUUGUUUUCUGGAUUUUCACAAAUGGCUUUGUACAUAGAGCUCAGAGAAUGUUUUAAAUUUCUGCUGAAAGCUUUGCUGACAUUGUGCCGUUUCAUUGCUCUGUUGCAUCUCGUUUUCUAAUAAAAUUAUUGUAUG
Messenger RNA from Sinocyclocheilus grahami, 1628 nucleotides. Its product is annotated as pre-mRNA-splicing factor 38B. Lineage: Eukaryota; Metazoa; Chordata; Actinopteri; Cypriniformes; Cyprinidae. The coding region runs from base 1 to 1212 and encodes 403 amino acids. The transcript is spliced from 4 exons. The record is from RefSeq and is a predicted model, not a curated record.